Messenger RNA from Helianthus annuus (common sunflower), 1590 nucleotides. RefSeq names its product calphotin-like. The record is from RefSeq and is a predicted model, not a curated record. The transcript has 2 exons. Bases 1 to 1590 code for a protein of 529 amino acids. NCBI's taxonomy places the organism in Eukaryota, Viridiplantae, Streptophyta, Magnoliopsida, Asterales, Asteraceae.
AUGGCUUCUUCUUCUGAUACUGGAGUAUCAGAAACAUUGGACCCCAUGGCGAUUGUAUCGGACGAUGAGAUACUAUCCGAGGGAGAGGUUUACACGUCGGAUACCACAAGCACGGAUGAUGAUGACUUCCAGCCGUUUGCCCUGCCAGACAUUGCACCUUUAGCCGACGGUCCUGUUGAUGGGGAUGAGGUUCAGCCCACUGAUGGCAUUCUAGCUGGGGAUCUACCUCUUGUUGAGAUCCAUGCUUCUGCUCCACUUGCCGCAUUCCCCGUAGAGGAUUUGCCACUGGAUGUUGUGUCCGAUGACGACAUCGAUCUUUUCGAGGGUCCCCUGAGGACGAUCAUGAGGGCUCCUAUGGAGGAGGAUCCUUCUGAUUCACCUGGUCCAGACUCGUUCGAGUUUGUGGUGUCCACUACCUUGCACGACCGGGGCAUGCAGCACUACCCUCCUUGCGGUGACUCAGACAUAGCGAUGUUAGCUGCACCUGGUUCACCCCACGAGUUUGAGAUUGAUCAUGAGUUCGAGGACGAGUUUGAUCCAGUUUUUCCUCCUGGUUUUGAUCCCGAUCACGAGAUCGAGUUUAUUCUUAUUGACCAGCCCUUGGAGGCACCAGUGGCUCAUAUUGAUCAGUUUCUUGAUAUACCUGCCGACCUUGGUAUGGACUUUGUCGACCGUGAGCCUGUCGUGUCACCAGAGCCUGUUAUUGCUCCUGAUCCUGUACCGGUGCACGACCCUGUUCCUGUGGAUGCACCAGCCCUUGCACCACCUAUUGAUGAUAUUCCCAUUGUUGCGCCACCAAUGGCGGAUGUUCCUAUUGCGCCAACAGUGGCGGAUGUUCCUAUUGCGCCACCAGUGGCGGAUGUUCCUAUUGUUGAUGCACCCGCUCUUGCAUCACUUGUCGUCGACCAUGCACCAUUCGCCACACAUGUCGACCCUCGAUACGCUGACACACGUAACGGGUGGAUCGACGAUGAUGAUUAUCCCCCGUUCGUGCUACCAGUCACUCCUCCUAUAGCACCUGUUUCCGCACCUAUUGAUGUUCCCCUUUUCCACCCACACACCUCUGAUGUCCAUCGCACCGACCUUCCCAUCACAUUCCUCCAGGACAUUCCUCCACCACGUCCUGGGGAGGGCUCGUCGAGGCAGCAGCCUGCCUUUGUACCACCUAUAUCAUCAGCUGUUCCAUUCAUUUCUCAGUUUCCCCAUACUGCACCAUCUUUUGUACCUUCGAGCGAGCCGUUUCUAUGUUCGCCCAAUGUUAUGCCAUUAUCAGACCCGUACCACCCUUUUCAUGUGGGGUACACGAUAGAGGACAUACUCAUCUCCCUACAGCUACAGCAGGACGCACUGAGUCGUCGCACUCAGGAGUUAGAGAGAGCUCCACGUCCUCCCCCAUGCCACUGUCAGACUUCUUUUGCCGUACCACACACUCCCCUCCCGCUAUCCCCUGAUUCGAAUGUUCGUUUCCUUACACCUGAGCAACGUAUUGCCUAUUUGCUGCGCGUUAUUCAUGCCCUUGAGGAGGAUUGGGUGCACAUGCGCCGUUUGCUUUUCUCUUAUCUUCCUCCUCCUCCUCCGCCACCAGCGUAG